AUUGGGACGCCUAAGGUUAAAACCCCUCAAAUUUGUCCGACGGCGAAUAAAAAGGGCGACCACCGUGGAAGUGGUUUGUGUCAAUAUCUCCGUUUGCUGUCGGAAAACUUUUCUCUGUCUCAAGAAUGUCGUCCUCGAAGCGGAAGCGCGACGCCGAAACCGCCGGGGAAGAGAUCCUGGACGGUGGAGAAAGUGCCGACGGUAGUGACAAGAGCAAUACUGAGAACAGUUUCUUCGAUAUAUAUGGACCGGAGGCGAAAGCAGAGCUCGUUUUCAACAGCCCGGAAACAACACUUAACUUACAAGAUAUUCAGGGACUUGUGACAUGGGUUCUUGCAGAAGGCUAUAUGCCCUCGUGGGUAUUUAUCAAGAACACGCCUCUGAUUCCAAAGGUUGUCAUGCUCUACCUUCCUGGAUUGGAUGCUGCUUUAUAUUUAUCACAGUCUAAAACACUUGCUAGUUUGAAAUCAUGUUGUGGCAAUCCUAUGGCGCUUUUAGCUUUGAGCUGUGUAGUUGAUGAGAUGAAGACAAUCGAUACGAUCCUUACUUGCAAGAGUAAAAGAAAGAAAACUGUUACUAGUUCAGUGGAACCACCUCUCCUUGUAUCUAAGCCAGAAGCAUGCAAUCUGUUGGGGAAAUCGUUCAUUGAGCUCACAAAAGAUAUACCGUUCCCUGUUACAUACUAUACUCUAAGUCGAAAGGAAAUGGAACAAAAUGGAUACAUUUUUGAGACAGAGUUUACCUCUACACUUCCUGCACCAUCAGGAUCAUGUCCCCAUGAAAUUUUGGCUCUUGAUUGUGAGAUGUGUAUUACAAAGGAUGGUUUGGAGUUGACUAGAGUGACGCUGGUGGAUAUCGAAGGACAGGUUCUAUUAGAUAAAUUAGUCAUGCCAACAAAUCAAAUUACUGAUUACAAUACAAGGUAUAGCGGAAUAACAGCUCAGAUGAUGGAGGGAGUUACAACAACUAUUAAAGAUAUUCAGGAAGAGUUCUUAAAGCUGGUUUUCAAAGAGACGGUAUUAGUCGGACACUCCUUGGAAAAUGACCUGUUUUCUCUGAAGAUCUCUCACAAUCUGGUGAUUGACACUGCAGUACUAUACAAGCAUCCACGGGGUGGAUCUUAUAAAACUAAACUUCGAAUUCUAGCAAAAAAGUUUCUUGCUAGAGAGAUACAGAUGUCUGAAUCCGGACAUGACAGCGUUGAGGAUGCAAAAGCAGCCAUGGAUUUAGCACUAUUGAAGAUAAAAUAUGGACCUGACUUUGGUUCACCACCGGAAAUGAUAACAAAGAAGCUCCUCGCCAUUUUGAAUGAGAGCGGAAAAACCACUUCUAUCGUCGACAAUAUUAACAUCGUGAAGCGAUAUGCUUCUGAGUCAUCAAAUUCCAUUCCAGUAUCUUCUGACGACGAAGCACUUUCAAAGGCCAUGAAGGAGGUAAAGAACAAACGGUCACAAUUCGUUUGGACACAGUUCUCAGAACUGAAUAAACAUUUCCAGAGCAGAGCGGAUGAUCCACAGAAACUAAAUUCAAGACUAGCAGAGAUGAUCUCAUUGCUUACUUGUAGCAAGGACUCAGGCCUCAAGAAACGCCGCAAAAGCAAGGUUUCACUAGAAACGAAGGAAAUCUUAAAGAAAAUGGAUGAUAGAGUACACACUCUCUACGCUGCAUUACCUACAAAUGCAAUGUUUAUAGUUUGCACCGGACACGGAGACACAUCCAUUGUACACAGAGUACGGAAAAUGCUUAGAGAUGAGAAAGAAAUAGAGUUUUCCCGUGAGAAAGUGGUGAAGGUUCUUGAAGAGCUUCAAGCACAAGCAGAAGUAGCUCUCUGUUUUGUAGGUAUCAAGCAAUAAGCUUACACACAGCAGCCAAAUUUUCCUUGUAUACCUUAUGAGCACACAACAGACACUCAUUCGCUUCAGCUCAGUAUUUUUUUAUAUUUUUUGAGUGAUUGAUUUGUAACUUCUUAGGUAUUUCUAUUUAUGGCAAUUUUCAUGUAGCGAUUUUCAUGUAUUUACAUGUAGCAAUCUGCAGUUCUAAAGCAAUUAUGUGAUUAUUUUUUUUUUUCGGUCG
Molecule: messenger RNA, 2073 nt
Organism: Eutrema salsugineum
Lineage: Eukaryota; Viridiplantae; Streptophyta; Magnoliopsida; Brassicales; Brassicaceae
Product: small RNA degrading nuclease 5
Exons: 14
Coding region: 126-1853 (575 amino acids)
Cellular component (GO): nucleus
Molecular function (GO): nucleic acid binding; exonuclease activity
Source: RefSeq, a predicted model, not a curated record